Molecule: messenger RNA, 154 nt
Organism: Paramecium pentaurelia
Lineage: Eukaryota; Ciliophora; Oligohymenophorea; Peniculida; Parameciidae
Source: the annotation of a GenBank genome assembly
AUGUCAUCUAUAUCUGCAAUUGUUUUAAUGAGGAAGAAUAAGUAAUUAUUCGAAUUAAUAUACAAGAGUACUCUAUAAAAUCCAAUAAGGGAAUACUAUUUAAUUGAAUACGAAAUGGAUGAUUAAUGAAAUCGAUGCACUUAUAUUUAGAUGA